Molecule: messenger RNA, 2280 nt
Organism: Neolamprologus brichardi
Lineage: Eukaryota; Metazoa; Chordata; Actinopteri; Cichliformes; Cichlidae
Gene: tfap2b
Product: transcription factor AP-2 beta
Biological process (GO): anatomical structure development; regulation of transcription by RNA polymerase II; regulation of cell population proliferation
Cellular component (GO): nucleus
Molecular function (GO): DNA-binding transcription factor activity, RNA polymerase II-specific; RNA polymerase II transcription regulatory region sequence-specific DNA binding
Source: RefSeq, a predicted model, not a curated record
ACCGGGGGUAGAGGAGGGAGCUCGGUGCUCACACUCAGAGCGGCGGCAGCUCCGGGCGGAGGAAGGUUCUGUAUGGAGUUGUAGAUCGGGCCGUGCCUGCAGAUACUCUUCAUUCUUACCUGGAAUGAUUUUGGCUGUAUCGGCCCUACACGCUCCGUCCUACACCGCUAUUCUACCGUGAGCCCGCUUGUGAUACACCGGCAGAAGGUUUACAGAUGUUAGUUCAUCCUUACUCCACCGCGGACCGGCAUGACGGUGUCUCGAGCCACAGCUCGCGGCUGUCCCAGCUGGGUUCAGUGUCGCAUGCGGGACCCUACUCCAGCGCGCCACCGCUGUCUCACGCGCCUUCCUCGGACUUCCAGCCGCCGUACUUUCCUCCGCCGUACCAGCCGCUCGCUCACUACCAGAGCCAGGAUCCGUACUCCCACGUCAGCGACCCAUACUCCCUGAACUCCCUGCACCAGAGCCAACAGGGAGCAUGGGGAGCCCGUCAGCGGCAAGACCCCACGGGGGACCGGAUGGAGAGCUCCGCUCUGCUGGCGCAGCCUCGGGCCUCGCUGCCCCAGCUAUCCGGGUUGGACCCACGGCGGGACUACGGAGGUGUAAGACGGCCUGAUGUGCUUCUUCACUCCGCUCACCCCGGACUGGAGCCUGGUAUGGGAGACGGACUGCUACACGGGCUGCACGGUAUGGAGGAUAUUCCGACCGCUGAUGACACCAACGGGACGAGCAUCCUGGAUCAAUCAGUGAUAAAGAAAGUCCCCAUGCCACCCAAGAACGUGGGCUCCCUGAUGCUCGGUAAGGACGGGCUGAUCGGAGGAGUGACCGUGAACAUAAACGAGGUGUUCUGCUCGGUACCAGGCCGCCUGUCGCUGCUCAGCUCCACUUCAAAGUAUAAAGUGACCGUAGGUGAAGUGCAGAGGAGACUGUCCCCGCCCGAGUGCCUCAACGCCUCCUUGUUGGGGGGCGUGUUGAGAAGAGCAAAGUCUAAAAACGGUGGGAAAUGCCUGAGAGAAAAGCUGGAAAAGAUUGGACUGAAUCUACCUGCUGGGAGACGCAAAGCUGCCAAUGUCACACUACUAACAUCUCUCGUGGAAGGUGAAGCGGUCCACCUGGCUCGGGAUUUCGGUUACAUCUGCGAGACGGAGUUUCCCACCAAAGCCGUGAGCGAGUACCUCAACCGCCAGCACGCGGACCCCAACGAGCUGCACACGCGGAAAAACAUGCUGCUGGCGACAAAACAGCUGUGUAAGGAGUUCACAGACCUGCUGGCCCAGGACAGGACUCCCCUGGGCAACUCAAGGCCCACCCCCAUCCUGGAGCCUGGCAUCCAGAGCUGCCUCUCCCACUUCUCCUUAAUCACGCAUGGUUUUGGUUCGCCCGCCAUCUGCGCUGCACUCACCGCCCUGCAGAACUACCUCACCGAGGCUCUCAAAGGACUCGACAAGAUGUUUCUCAACAACCCUCCCAACAACCGGCACGGGGAUGCUGGCAAGACCGGCGACAAAGAGGAGAAGCAGCGGAAAUGAAGCAGGAGAAGGAGGGGAGUGAUGAUCGAGAGCUGAGAAGGAGGCAGACACACAGACAGAGGCGUUACACCGUUACUUCUAGCUUUACACCCCUGCGACUGACCUGCCACGCACGGGGCUGAGGUGGAGGAGGAAGGGGAAGGCUCGGCAGAGAGAAAAAGGCAGAGAAAGACACCCGUGGGCCAGUGUCAGAGAGCACAGAGGGAUUUUUCAUCUGUGUUACGUUCUUUUCAUUCCCCUGAGGACAUGGUGGUUACUGUGUUACAUUCAUUUCGCUCCCCCUGCCUGCAUCCUGUGAGACUGAGAUGCUGUGAGCAGCCAACAAACAACAUUGUGUCUGUGUGCCUGAGUGAGUGUGUGCCUGUCUGUGUGUGUGUGUGUGUGUGUGUUUGUCUUCACACAGAAAAAGCAUUGUGAGAUUGGGUGAUGAGCAAUCUAUAUGUGAAACAGGGUUGUCUGGUUAUUUAACACAAGAGGAGGGAGAGGAGGGGAGGUGUUAAUUUAUGUGUGUAAAUAUUUAUUUAUAUUAAUUUAAAUGGAUGGUUGUGUAAAUAGGUGCGCCAGCUAUUUUGGAGUAGGCCUAUUAAUCUGUGAUUUGACCUUUGUGAGCCGUUUGGGGGACAGGACUCAUCCAGUGUUUUUCUGUUCUUAUAGAGCUGUUGUCAUGGUGCUGAUGAUGGGUAGACAUGCUUCUAAUUGUCCAGUGAUUUCAUUUCUAUCAUAUUGAUAAUAAACCAUGUGUUUUAUUAUG